AUGACGAGACCACGAGGUUCCUCCGGUGCGAGUGACGAUAGCACGGGCACGCCCCGCGAUCAGGUGCGCUUACGAGGCCUCGGAUCGCUCGGAAUCUUUGUGAUGGCGCUGACGAUGAUGCAGGAACUGGGGAGCAUGUACGAUUAUCUGGCCAAGAUUAUACUCCUUGGACCCAGCGGCACAGGAAAAUCCUGCUUGCUACAUCGCUUCAUUAAAAAUGAGUGGCGCAUUUUGUCGUCGCAAACCAUUGGCGUCGAGUUCGCGAGCAAAAUUGUCAAGGUCGGAACGGGAGCGCGGAGGAAACGAAUCAAGCUCCAGCUAUGGGAUACUGCAGGCACGGAACGGUUUCGAUCGGUUUCAAGAUCAUAUUAUCGUGGCGCGGCCGGUGCCAUCUUGGUCUACGACAUUACAUCACACGCAUCCUUCAGGGAUAUUCAACCUUUCCUCAACGAUGCGCGGGCGUUGGCUUCACCGAACUUGAGUCUGAUGCUUGUUGGAAACAAACUUGACCUGGCUUCAGAAUCGUUGAUCGAUGCGGGCUUGCCACCGCCAACACCAAGCAGUGUUGAUUCAACCUCUACAAUUACAGCCGGUGGUGCGAGCUCCCUCUCAAUAUCUACCACGAGCACAACUGGAACAAUCACGGGCAGGGACCGCGUCGGCUCCAUUAGCGCUGGUACGCACCAGCGAGCAACAAUUGCCCCUGACGGACGAGAAAUCAGCACAUCGGAAGCAACUCGGUGGGCGAGCACUGCAGGAAUUUCUGUAGUGACAGAAGUCAGCGCCUUGAACGGCGAGGGUGUAGAAGAAGUGUUUGCCCGCCUCGCACGCAUGAUCUUAACCAAGAUCGAGCUGGGAGAUAUCGACCCCGAUGACCCCAUGAGCGGCAUACAAUACGGCGACGGUGGUGCCUGGAACACAGCCAGUGACGGCGGUAGUAUUAAGAGCUCCAUGACGGGCGCUACCGUAGACGACGGUAUAAGCGGGCUACGGCGUCGCAAGCGGGGGAGGAACAGGACUCAGAACUGGGGGUUAAGGGAGUGGGAGGAAGUGUUUACGCUAAGCAGCCGCAAUCGAAGAGGCGGAGGUUGUUGCUGA
This is a messenger RNA of Metarhizium album ARSEF 1941, 1098 nucleotides long. Its product is annotated as rab like protein. The coding region runs from base 1 to 1098 and encodes 365 amino acids. The transcript is spliced from 3 exons. Gene Ontology annotation, molecular function: GTP binding; GTPase activity. Lineage: Eukaryota; Fungi; Ascomycota; Sordariomycetes; Hypocreales; Clavicipitaceae. Gene Ontology annotation, biological process: regulation of endocytosis. The record is from RefSeq and is a predicted model, not a curated record. Gene Ontology annotation, cellular component: endosome.